Molecule: messenger RNA, 945 nt
Organism: Zasmidium cellare ATCC 36951
Lineage: Eukaryota; Fungi; Ascomycota; Dothideomycetes; Mycosphaerellales; Mycosphaerellaceae
Exons: 2
Coding region: 1-945 (314 amino acids)
Source: RefSeq, a predicted model, not a curated record
AUGAGUUGGGGUGGAGGAGGUUCGUUUGGCGGCGGAGGUGGAGGAGGCUCAUUUGGAGGCGGAGGUGGUGGAUCGGGAGGAGGCGGCGGUACAUUCAACUCAUUCGAUGGCAAUCAUCAACAAGAGAACCAUGCCGCCGCCGCCUACUACGAUGACCAACAGCAACAAGCUACGACCGAUGGCCAUCAAGAUUCACAAGCAGGACAGGGCGACAACUGGCAUGACGACAAUACAUCAAACGCAGAUCAACAGGCUCCAGACGACAACGACACUCCUGACGACGCAUCAACAGUCCUGGCAAGCACCGCUGCCUUCGACUGGGUCAACGACUAUCAUCUGCCCUACAUUGACGAUGAAGCAUUCUCCGACAUGGCCUAUCCCGAAGGCAUCUUCAAGAAACGUCUUGCAAAGAACCAAUUCCGCCUCAUCAAAAUCUCAACCAACUACAAAGGCAAACCCGUCAUCACCAUCCACGAGCACAAGUCGUUCUCUGGCUGUCCAGCAUACAUCGCUUUGUCUUGGUCCUGGGGAGUCGCGAAAUCAGCAUACUACGUCCAAGUAGAUAACUACGAUGUGGAUCUCUACGUUCGACCAAACUGCUACGCCGCGCUAUGUCACCUCUCGCGAGACACGGACAAGAAAGACUAUUACUACUGGAUCGACUCCAUCUGCAUCAACCAACGCGACGCGGUAGAGAAGGCCCGCCAGGUAAGCAUCAUGGGCCACAUCUACUUCCAAUCCUGGCAAGUCGUCGCCUACGUCGGCGAAGCAGACGACUCCUCCCGCGCCCUCAUCCACCAAGCCCAGAAAUCUCCCCCUUCCGCCAUCACCGCCCACGACGCGAAAGCCCUCCUAUCCUUCCUCAGCCGUCCAUGGUUCCACCGCAUCUGGGUCAUCCAGGAAGUCCUCCUCGCGCGCAAAAUCGACAUCCGCCCGAGUCGCUGA